AUGGAAUGGUUAGUUAUAACUAAUGAGACAUUCCUCCGCUUUCAGGCGAAAGUGAAGAUAAAAAAAAAGAAUCGACCGUUCAAGUAUUCCAAAUUGAAUGGCAAAAUGGCAGGAAGAGAGACAUAUAGAUGGGGUAUAUAUCCAUCUAUAUUGAAUUGCGGAUUCCGAAAUGAUAAAAUCAUUUUUGAUUGGACAAAAAAAGGUCUCCUAUAG
Messenger RNA from Nicotiana tabacum (common tobacco), 213 nucleotides. Lineage: Eukaryota; Viridiplantae; Streptophyta; Magnoliopsida; Solanales; Solanaceae. The record is from the annotation of a RefSeq genome assembly.